Molecule: messenger RNA, 3096 nt
Organism: Cheilinus undulatus (humphead wrasse)
Lineage: Eukaryota; Metazoa; Chordata; Actinopteri; Labriformes; Labridae
Gene: mysm1
Product: Myb-like, SWIRM and MPN domains 1
Exons: 20
Coding region: 47-2518 (823 amino acids)
Biological process (GO): double-strand break repair
Cellular component (GO): BRISC complex; BRCA1-A complex
Molecular function (GO): metallopeptidase activity; polyubiquitin modification-dependent protein binding
Source: RefSeq, a predicted model, not a curated record
GUCGCUGUGAGCAAAGAGGCGUUGUUUACGUUCACCAAAAACCAACAUGGAGGACGAGCUGGAUGUAGAUAUCGAAGGAGAUGAGUUAGGAAGCAGUUUGAGUGAUCUGCAGGCUGCAGGUCUAGUCCAGGAUCAGUUCUUCCAGUCUGAAUGGAGGAGCAGUGUGGGACUCCUGCCGUGGGAGUUAGACAGCUCCAUCAGUCCAGAGAACAGAGAGGUGAUCGAGAAGAUGCUGCUGGAGGAGCAAUAUUACCUGACAGGUGAGCAGCUCCAGAAUCACAUCUGGGAGAGUAACACAAGCGUCAAACCCAAAGUGAAGAAGUCUCCUGUAAAGACAUCUUCCUCCGGCGCCUCGUCUCGGUGGUCCAGUCAGGAGAGAGAGCUGUUUGAGGAGGGACUGGCUAAGUUCGGACGGAGGUGGACAAAGAUCUCCAAGAUGUUGGGCAGCCGCUCUGUCCUCCAGGUGAAGAGCUUUGCUCGACAGUAUUUCAAACACAAGUCUAAAUCUGAGCCGCGCCCUGCAGCACCUCCUGCAGGUCAUGUCCAGCUCCUGCAGCCUCCUCAGCCGUCCUCCAGUCAGACCCCCGCUCUGACAAACACGGUGAAGAUUGAGAGGCUGUCUGAUGAUGAGGACGAGGAUGUGGACAUCACUGAUGAUCUGAGUGAUGAAGGAGAACCUGACCAGGCAACAGGGAUCCUCGCUGACCCCCCCACAAACGAGAACACUGAGCCAGAUCACAACGAGGACAGUCACAGCUCUGCUUCUCCUCAAAGUCCUGGACCAAUCACAGAGAGGACAGAGCAGAGAGGGCCGGCCCCUCCUCACACAGAGCAGGAGCAUGAAAACCAGAACUCCCAGUCUGAGGGUCCAGCUCAGACCAGACAGCUGGACGAGGCUUGUAGCUUCGAUCCUGCUGAAAUAAAAGAGCAGAGUCAGCCUGACAGCACAGAGGAUGACGACCUGGAGGAGGAAGAGGAGGAGGAGCUAAAAGCUCCUGAGGAGGAGGUAGAGAUGAACACGGAGGUGAUCACUGAAGAUGAGAAACAAGCUAUCCCAGAAUUCUUUGAGGGCAGACCAUCCAAGACUCCUGAAAGAUACCUGAAGAUCAGAAACUACAUCCUGGAUCAAUGGAUGAAGAGCAGGCCCCGGUACCUGAAUAAAACCUCGGUACGUCCCGGUCUGAAGAACUGUGGAGACGUGAACUGCAUCGGUAGGAUCCACACAUACCUGGAACUGAUCGGAGCUAUCAACUUUGGCUGUGAGCAGGCAGUGUACAACCGUCCCAGGGUGGUGGAUCGCUCCAGGCAGAAGGAGGGCAGAGAUGUGAUGGAGGCGUACCAGCUGGCUCAAAGGCUGCAGAGCAUGCGGACCAGGAAGAGACGUGUGAGGGACACAUGGGGGAACUGGUGCGACGCUAAAGAUCUAGAGGGACAGACAUACGAGCAUCUGAGUGCAGAGGAGCUGGCUCUGCGCAGGGAGGAGAUGAAGAAGCAGCCCAAACCCUGCAGGAGCUCCAGGUUUAAAGACUCCUUGGAUCCGUUCCAGUUGAUCCCCUGCAGGUCAUUUGGAGAGGACGUUCAGGAACCGUUCCAGGUCAUUGUGUGUGCCGAGACUCUCCUCAUCAUGGACACGCACGCUCACGUGUCACGGGGAGAAGUCAUCGGUCUGCUGGGAGGAACUUUUGAUGAAGAAGAGAAAGUUUUAAAGAUCCGCGCAGCCGAGCCAUGUAACAGCGUGAGCACAGGCCUGCAGUGUGAGAUGGACCCGCUGUCGCAGACUCACGCCUGUGACCUGCUCUCCUCUCUGGGCCUCAGCGUGGUCGGAUGGUACCACUCACACCCGUCCUUCCACCCAAACCCAUCAAUACGAGACAUCAGUACUCAGGACCAGUUCCAGAGUUAUUUCUCCCGCGGUGGAGCCCCCUUCAUCGGGAUGAUUGUGAGCCCGUACGACCCCGCCAAUCGCUCACCCCACUCCCAAACCACCUGCCUGUUAGUGAGAGAGAGCUCAGAGCCUUCAGGCACACAGAAGCUGCCGUACAGAUUUGACUUCCUGUUGUCAGCCGAGAGUCCAGACUGGGAGCAGACGAUGAGACGGGCUCGGUGGAUCAUCGACAAAUACAGUCAGGGUCCAGGGAGCGUGCAGAUGGACAGAUAUUUCCGGAAAGACUCCCACCUCACGUGUCUGGAGAAGAUGAUGUCGUCUCUGGCCCGGUACCUGGAGCCCCUGCCAGAUGAGGAGGGAGACCCCUUCCUCACUCAGAUCCAGGCUCUGUUCCAGUCAGACUUCAUCGCCAAACAGAAGCAGGAGGCAUCAGAGCUGAAGGAGGAAGAGGAAGUAGGGGAGCCUCUAAAUCCUUCACACGGACAGGUGGGCUCAGCUGAGCUGGGUUUAAGUGAGGAGCGCCCCCUGCAGGGAGGAGGACGCCCUGACGAAGAUGCUGGCAGCGCCUCAGAUGAUGGCGUGGUGUUACAUCUGGGCUCUGUGCUGACGUCUGAACACGAUUAUUUAUUCUGAUCCCUGACUCUGUAAAUCUGAGCGUAUGUAUUUGACCAGUUCUGUAGAUGUAAAGACGUUUUUUUACCCACGUUACCAGCUGACAGAGUCAUAAACAUUCCAGUUUUUUAAGCUCGCUGACUGACCUGCAUGUCUGUGUGAGUAAACCAGACUGAGCCAACCUCUGAGGGCCACGUUUGGACCAAAGAUUCAGAGAACUCUGGUCUCUUGGAGGUUCUGUACUUCCCUGAGGUUACAGGGUUGAAAGUACAGUGGAGGGUCAAGAAGAAGGGCCAGCCUGGUUUCUGUGGUGGUGUCGGUGGUAGAAGAGAAGAUUUGAUUAGGAUUUCACGGCCAGAGGAGACAAACUGAAAAUAAAUACCUCCAGACUGCCUCACCUGCUUGGAGGCAAAGAAACCAUUCAUCCCAGUUUGUGAAUGAAGACCUUUUUAUUCCAGGUUUGUCUUCAGGACACGGAAAUCUCUGUAACACUGAUUUAGUCUAAAUAAACCUGAAUGUGAGUGAGGGAGUUGGAGAAAACUGGAAACAUAGCAAGUUCAUUUUAAAACUAAAAUUAAAAACAUUUUCAUAUUUUUCUA